Knipowitschia caucasica is the source of this 711-nucleotide messenger RNA. The record is from the annotation of a GenBank genome assembly. NCBI's taxonomy places the organism in Eukaryota, Metazoa, Chordata, Actinopteri, Gobiiformes, Gobiidae.
AUGGAUCCGCAGUCGGAGCGGACACUGCGGGCUGAAGGAGUGGACCGGGACCAGGAGAGUAAAGUGGACCGGGACCAGCAGCAGCUUGUUCGUAAAGUGGACCGGGACCAGGAGAGUAAAGUGGACCGGGAGCAGCAGCGGCUUGUUCAUAAAGUGGACCGGGACCAGCAGCGGCUUGUUCAUAAAGUGGACCGGGACCAGAAGCGGCUUGUUCAUAAAGUGGACCGGGACCAGAAGCGGCUUGUUCAUAAAGUGGACCGGGACCAGAAGCAGCUUGUUCGUAAAGUGGACCGGGACCAGGAGAGUAAAGUGGACCGGGAGCAGCAGCGGCUUGUUCAUAAAGUGGACCGGGACCAGCAGCGGCUUGUUCAUAAAGUGGACCGGGACCAGAAGCGGCUUGUUCAUAAAGUGGACCGGGACCAGAAGCGGCUUGUUCAUAAAGUGGACCGGGACCAGAAGCGGCUUGUUCAUAAAGUGGACCGGGACCAGAAGCGGCUUGUUCAUAAAGUGGACCGGGACCAGCACGGCUUGUUCAUAAAGUGGACCGGGACCAGCGGCUUGUUCAUAAAGUGGACCGGGACCAGAAGCGGCUUGUUCAUAAAGUGGACCGGGACCAGAAGCGGCUUGUUCAUAAAGUGGACCGGGACCAGGAGUGGCUUGUUCGUGCCUCUCGCAGCUCGUUGUGGUCGUGGGUCACACAGCUCGGUGUAA